AUGUGUCAAACCAGUUGCUCUUCAGGCUGCCAGCCAGCCUACUGUAUGUCCAGCCCUUGCCAGCCAGCCUGCUGUAUGUCCAGCCCUUGCCAGCCAGCCUGUGUGCCCUUGAGCUGCAGGCCCGCCAUAUGUGUUCCUGUGAGAUGCCAGGUGACCUGCUGUGUGCCCGUGAACUGCAGACCCACUGUGUGCAUGGCUCCCUCCUGCCAAUCCUCUUCAUCCGGGUGCUGCCAGCCCUCCUGCCCCACCCUGGUCUGCAGACCUGUCACCUGUAACACCUCUUCCUGCUGCUGA
This is a messenger RNA of Mesocricetus auratus (golden hamster), 294 nucleotides long. RefSeq names its product keratin-associated protein 12-1-like. The record is from RefSeq and is a predicted model, not a curated record. The transcript is spliced from 2 exons. Gene Ontology annotation, cellular component: keratin filament. NCBI's taxonomy places the organism in Eukaryota, Metazoa, Chordata, Mammalia, Rodentia, Cricetidae. The coding region runs from base 1 to 294 and encodes 97 amino acids.